UAGGUUGGGGGGCAAAUUUCAACCCCGUUGAAAGACGAGGAGGAGAUCUGGCAUGGAUCUCGAAGAUUUAGAAGAACUAGCAACAGAGCUGCACGGAAAGGGGAAGAACUGGGACCUUUCCCAGAUUUUGGCAGGCGCCGGCUUCACCCUGUACGUGGCAUGGGCUGGACUGCGGGCGCUCGGGCUCCGCAGGGCGUCCCUGCAGGUGCCCUAUGUGCCCUCCAGUGCCAAGCAAGUGAACAAUAUGAUGUCACUGCUAAAAGGACGCUCCGGCAAGCUGGUGGAUUUAGGGUCGGGCGAUGGGAGAAUUGUCCUGGAGGCUUACAGACGAGGAUUCAGACCCGUGGUGGGCUACGAACUCAACCCGCUGUUGUUGCGACUGUCCAGCUUCCACGCCUGGCGAGCCGGUUGCUACGGAAAGGUUUCGUACUGCCAAGAAGACUUUUGGAAGGCAAAUCUCUCCGAUUGCAACAACGUCACUGUGUUCCUGGCCCCGAGUGUGGUACCCCCGCUGGAGAGAAAGCUGCUUUCUGAACUCCCAGAGGAAGCCUGCGUGGUGGCUGCCCGCUUCCCGUUCGUCAAAUGGACACCGGCCAGCGUGGCUGGGGAUGGUUUGGAACAAGCUUGGGCCUACAUCAUCAGGGACGUGCGGCGGGCAGAACAGGCCACGGCAGGAGGAAGCCCACAGGAAGAGUCAAACCCAGUUCCGGAAGAGGAAGCCGUACAAGAAAAAUGAUGGAGGGAAGAGCAUUGAUCCUUUUUUUCCCACUGAGGUUGCUGUUAAGAAUAUAUUGCCAUUGUGCCUUUGCUUAGCCCAGAGUGCCACUGAGAUGAACCGCCACGGAUGACCACAUCCGUGGCCGAAGUGUAGCAGAAGAUGGAAAAUCAGAAGGUCCUUAUUUUUGAAAAGAACGGUUGAAUGUUUUGAGGAACCAGUGGGUCCUUUCAGAGAGAAGCAGAGUUCUAGUAAUCAUCUAGGGAAGUAAAGAUGCCCAAAAAGACAGGAUUAGUAGGAUCACCGCAGGAAGAGACAGAGGCUGCUGAUCUUCUAUCCCCGCGGGGCUGAUCUCUUGCGAUCCCUCAGCCAGGUUGAGAAAUGAGAAUAAUCAUCUUUAUCUUUUCUCCGGGCUCACGUGAGGGCAAACGCUAAAGGCUGGAUCAAAUUGUGUUAAGUCCGUGUUAGAGUAGACCAACGGAAUCGUAAGCAUGUCUUAAUUCAACACCGAUGCCGACCGGCCGGCUCAGCGGGUCAACCCUUAACUGGGUCAAGCAGCUGGAUUUAGGCCUAUGAUAGUAAAGCACUUGGUCAAUUAAUAAUCCAAUGUAUUACUCGUCUUACAAAGGUAAUGUUUGGAAGAAAUGCAUGUAAAACUGAGGCAGUCUGGAAAGUAAAUUCCCUUUAAAAUGAAUUCAAACCUGCUCUCACAACAGACCCAACGCUUCUCUUUCGUAUACAAUAAUGGCGAGUUUGUUUUUUGUUUUAAAAACAUUGAACUAUGUAAGGAAGGCAGCCAACGAGGCGGACCUUUGACAAACAGCACCAUGAAGACUGGAGGGAGGCACUUCAGUUACAAAUUGGUACUUAAUUUGCAUUUAAUUCAUUUUCCCAGUUUAAAAAGGUGUAAGUUAUGUCACGAUUGUAACUAGAGAUGGGGGCAAACCACCGGUUCGGUAAUUCGUGCCAGUUCGUUUUUCGGGCGAACUGUUCGGUGCUUCCUAGCCUCACCUCCUCCUCCGUGGGCACCCACUCAGAAGCAGCACUCGGAAGAAGCAGGGCAAGGGAGCCAGGACGUGGGGUCUGGGUAGGCGCCGGUUAGGGGAGGUGGGGCUCCGAAGCGCCGAAAAUACCCGUUCGGCCAAAACACGAAUCGGUACGAAUUGCCGAUUCGUGCCGUUCUCUCGCUGUAACUUCAUCAGCUAUAACUUCAAUCUGUCUACAGUGUAACAGAAACCGUGAUAGCGACUUUUAUGGCGUGGAGGAGACCUCACUAUAGCGUGGGGGAGAAAUACCACGUUGGUUCAUGCCAUGCUUCACGCUGAACUCUUGGUUUUUGAAGUGAUGGCAAGACAGGUGGGGAAGUGUGUGCAUUUUAGUACACCGAGUCAUUACAGUCAUGCCCCGCUGGAUGAUUACCCCGCUCUACGAUCAAUCCGCUUUACGCUGACGUUUUUAAAACGAUGUUUUAAAUGGGUUUUUUUCAUUGUGCGAUGAUUGGU
This is a messenger RNA of Pogona vitticeps (central bearded dragon), 2217 nucleotides long. The record is from RefSeq and is a predicted model, not a curated record. Lineage: Eukaryota; Metazoa; Chordata; Lepidosauria; Squamata; Agamidae.